This is a messenger RNA of Fragaria vesca subsp. vesca, 2458 nucleotides long. Its product is annotated as serine/threonine-protein phosphatase 7-like. The coding region runs from base 1 to 1692 and encodes 563 amino acids. The record is from RefSeq and is a predicted model, not a curated record. The transcript is spliced from 9 exons. Gene Ontology annotation, molecular function: protein serine/threonine phosphatase activity. Gene Ontology annotation, cellular component: cytosol; nucleus. Lineage: Eukaryota; Viridiplantae; Streptophyta; Magnoliopsida; Rosales; Rosaceae.
AUGGUUUUAAAACUUGAUUCGGAUGAUGUUGGAUGGGAGUUUGGAGAGUUAGUGAGUCUUGGAAAUAAAGAUAAGGUUAGGUGUAGAUUGUGCGGCAAAAUAGUCAGUGGCAUUACUAGGUUGAAGAAACAUGUUGCCAACAUUAGCGGUGUUGCAGCCCCAUGUACAAUGUCUUCAAAGGAGGAUAGAGAGAAGUGUAAGAAAGGUAUCAAGAAGAAAUCAAUUAAGAAACCAAAGAAGAAACCAUCAUAUGACGUUGAGAACAGGAUCAAGAAAUUGGAGGAUGAUGUAAAGAAAUUAGAGAGAAUUGUGGAGCAACAAAGGCAAGUAGUAGAAGAAGAUCAGCCACCGGAGCAAGUAGAAGAAGAAGAAGAAGAAGAUCAGCCACCGGAGCAAGUAGUAGAAGAAGAUCAGCCACCGGAGCAAGUAGAAGAAGAUCAGCCACCGGAGCAAGUUGCAGCAAUCUUGGGCUCACCGCAACAAAGCCCAAUCGUAUGGCCCCUGGACGGGAAGCUGAGCGUGGAGUGGGUCCAGAACCUCAUGGCCAUGUUUGAUUGGUCAUCAAGAAAUCUAACUCCAGCCGAAUUCUCAAAGGUACUUCCAGUCCAGGUCUUCGAUAGCUUGGUUGUUACCGCCUCCAAGAUCCUCCACAAAGAACCCAACUGUGUCAAGAUCGAUAACCGCUGCCCGGACUCCACCAUUGUGUUUGUCGGAGACGUCCAUGGCCAGCUGCAUGAUGUUCUUUUUCUCUUAAAAGAUUCUGGGUACCCGUUGGAGAACAGAAUCUUCGUCUUCAAUGGAGACUAUGUUGACAGAGGAGCUUGGGGUCUGGAGACUCUCUUGAUUUUGUUGGCCUGGAAAGUUUUGAUGCCGAAGAGUGUUUAUCUUUUGAGAGGUAACCAAGAAUCCAAAUACUGUACUUCUGUUUUUGGAUUCGAGAAGGAAGUGUUGGUUAAGUAUAAAGAUAAUGGAAAACAAGUGUAUAGAAAAUGCUUAGAUUGCUUGAAGGAGCUUCCACUUGCAUCCAUUAUAAAUGAGCAAGUGUAUACUGCUCAUGGAGGGCUGUUCCGGAAACCUCGGAAACCUGCUAAGAGAGCAAAGGGGAAGAAGAAACAGAAGAUUGUUUCGAAUUCGGAGACGAGUUCUUUGGUUCUGGGGUCUUUGGAUGAGUUGUCUAAGGCUGGAAGAUCGGUUCUUGAUCCUCCCUUGGAAGGUUCGAACUUGAUUCCGGGUGAUGUGCUGUGGUCGGAUCCUUCAAUGAAACCUGGCCUUUCUCUGAAUGAGGAUAGAGGUAUUGGUAUGUUCUGGGGUCCUGAUUGCACUGAGGACUUCCUUAAGAAGUUUCAGCUCAAGUUGAUUAUCAGAUCGCAUGAAGGCCCUGAUGCAUGUGAUAAGAGGCCAGGUCUUGAAGGCAUGGAUCAAGGUUACACCAUUGAUCAUGUUGUGGAGUCAGGGAAGCUUAUUACCUUAUUUAGUGCUCCUGAUUACCCACAAUUUCAGGUUACCCAGAAGAGGUAUAAAAAAAACAAAGGGGCUUACAUUGUUCUGGAACCCCCUAAUUUUGAUGAUCCUGUAUUUCAUAGUUUUGAAGCAGUAAGUCCAAGACCACAGGUAGAAGCAUAUUAUGAUUAUAUAGAAGCAAUUGAUUCCGAUGAGGAGUUGGACAUGGAUAAAAUGACAAGCAGCUCGUGAAGGCCAAGUGUCUUAUGGCUUGCGGUACUAUAGUUGAGACCCCAGUUGAAAUCCGGAAAGCUUCAAAGUUAAAUGGCUCACCCCAUCAUGAUAGAGAUUCAAAGCAUGGCUUCCCAACACAUCCAUUAAAAAGCUUCAGCAGGAGAAUCAACCUGAGCAGCCUCCUACACCUGUUAAACUUUUUGAACAUUGGGGAACGGGGUCAGAGCAUCAGAGGCUGGCCUUGCUCCGAAUAAAGUUUGAGGCUUGGGUCUGAUUUGGGGUCCUGAUUGCACUGAGGACUUUCUUAACAAGUUUCAGCUCAAGCUGCAGUCUCUGGAAGGGAAGCAUUGUUUGUCAUCCAACCGUUCUUCUAGUUCUAGUACUACUGCCGCCUGCGAAAGCAGUGAACUUGCAAAAUAUCGAAAGUCUAACCCGUGUUGACUAGGAAAAUGUUUUCCUGACUCAUGAGGGAAAGGUGGCCGGCAGCUAGGAAUUCCUGCUUGAGCUAGGAGAAGUACAAUCCGAGAUAUGUAUGGAGAUGCCGUGAAGAUUUUUCAAGUCACCAAGGAGAGAGAAACCGUGCGGCCCAAGAGAGAAGAUUUUUCCAAGUUCAAGAUGGUUUUGUCAUUCCUUAAUGCAUGAGGAUUACUUGAAGAACAAGAGAAGAAAUUAAAUCCAACUUGGACUUGGUUUUGCCGAUUCGAUAGGAUUCCUUGUGCUUGAGGAAUUCUUGGAGAUCAAGACUUGUUACUCUAUAAAUAGGGUACGGCAUGACAGCAAUUAU